Hordeum vulgare subsp. vulgare (domesticated barley) is the source of this 1518-nucleotide messenger RNA. RefSeq lists its product as uncharacterized. Gene Ontology annotation, cellular component: nucleus. Gene Ontology annotation, molecular function: protein binding. The coding region runs from base 99 to 1142 and encodes 347 amino acids. Gene Ontology annotation, biological process: regulation of flower development. Lineage: Eukaryota; Viridiplantae; Streptophyta; Magnoliopsida; Poales; Poaceae. The transcript has 4 exons. The record is from RefSeq and is a predicted model, not a curated record.
UUCCAAUCUCUCCCAACCCCAUUCCUUCAUUCAUUCAUUCAUUCACCAUCCCCUCCCCUCCUCCCCUCCCACACACAGAGAGAGAGAGAGAGACCAAGAUGUUCGCCGACGCGGGGUUCAGCUUCUCCCCAUCCUACUCUUCUUCUUCCUCGCCGCCGUCCGCCUACUCGGGUUACUCCCCCACCGUCUUCUCCCACUCCUCCUUCGCCGCCACCCCUGCAUCUGCAUCCAACCACGCUGCACCGCCUCUGCCUCUGCCUCUCCUGCAUCAACAACAACAACAACAUCAGCAUCAGCAUCAACAACAUCAACAUCAAGCCGCCGCCGCCGCCGCUGCACCCGACGACGCCGCCGCCGCCGCCGCCGCCGCCAUGUACCACCACCUCGCGGACAUGGGGCAGCCAUCCCUGAUAUCAGAGUAUGACCUGGGAGCAGAGGGCGACCUGUUCAAGGCACCUGAGCCCAUAGUCGAGGAACCGCUGCUCGCCCUCGACCCGGUCGCGGCCGCCAUCUCCAUGAUGUCCGGCGGGGAGGACGACAACGCCAUCAGUGCCUCAGACAUGGGCCUGAGCGAGGCGCUGUACGAGUGCGAGAAGGAGCUCAUGGAGGAGUCGGCGAUCGAGGAGACGAUAUCGGAGCUGCUGGACGUCAAGAUCCCCAUGCUGCAGGUCGAGGACGUCCCCGGGGAGCUCAGGGCCUCCUCCUCGUCGACAGUUGCUGCUGGUGAAUGCUCGCUCCAGAAGAGCGUCAGCUCCGGGUGCCUCAACUCCGCGGACUGGAUGAACGGGUCGGCGGCGAGGCCCAACUUCCUCGACUUCCAAGGGCUCGACUUCGAGGCCGCCUUCGGGCUCCGGCGAGCCUACAGCGAGGGUGACAUUCAGAACCUUGGUGCCAAUAAUACCCCUCGGCCUGGGAUCGCAGGGAACAUGCACGCAUCUGGUGAGAGGCUUGUGACCAUCAGUGACCUGAAAAGUGAGGAGAGGAAGCAGAAGCUCUCCAGGUACAGGAAGAAGAAGAUCAAGAGGAACUUUGGCAGGAAGAUCAAGUAUGCUUGCAGGAAGGCUCUAGCAGACAGCCAGCCGAGGGUGCGAGGGAGGUUCGCCAAGAUGGACGAUGGCGACAUGCUCAAGCCGAGGAAGUAGGACGGCCAUGGAAGACCGCCUGCUGCCAAACUCAUGAGGAAGACAAGGUUGUUGCAAGGAAGGAAUUGAGCUACUGCUGAGCUGCCAGUGGCUUGUCUGCGUCUAGAAGCUUCUAGGGCAAUGGCCGCUGUGCUGCGCCGCGCCGCCCAUUGGAAUUCGUUUUCGCUCGCUCCAUCAAAUCCGUUCCUUUGGGUGACAUUUUCUAUUUUCCGUGUUCGUUUGUAAUAAUAUGAUGGUCCUCCCAGUGGUGGUGCAAGAGAGUGGAGAGCCCUAGCUAGGCAGCCAGGCUCCUCUGUGUACAAAGGCUUGAACUUGAACUUGGACUUGGUACUAAUAAAUAAAUAAAACCCAGGCUCCUCUCUUGCUUGCCAUGUAA